GUGGGCUCAGGGUGGGGGUGGAAGUUAUCGGCUCCAUUUACAGGAGAAGAAACAGCGAAUUGACUCGCCCAGAGUCUUGGGACUGGUGCUUCAUGCCAGCCGCUGUGCCCAGCACCAGCCAGUUCAGCAGUUAGGCGAGCCACCCGCUCCCCGCGGGACCUCAUGGAGUUUAUCACCAAAGCCCUUACAGGUAAUCCUCACUUUAUAAGAACUCCUACUCGCCUAAUGGACUAUGACACACUCCCAGCGUGAUACUAAGGCCUGGCCAUUGGGAAACAAUUGGAACUGCCCAUGGACACGUGGAUUGAAGAAUGCUGAGGACUUACCCCACAACAAUAGGGCAAGGUAAGCCUUACCACACACUUUCGAAAUCAGUGCUUCCUGCUACUAUGACAUCAUUGGCUCUGUUCCCACUGGAGGACAUAUCCUUUCUCAAACAGGAACUUGAAACUGCAUCUGGAUAUUGCAGGAUGGUCCCCACUUUGGAACCACUGGCAAAGAAGAUCUUUAAAGGAGUUUUAGUAGCUGAAUUUCUGGGCGUUGCUGGAGCAUAUGUUUUGUUUAAAAAGAUGGACACAAGCCAAGAUUUUAGGCAAACAAUGAGCAAGAAAUUUCCCUUCAUCUUGGAAGUUUAUUACAAAUCCAUUGAAUGUUCUGGAAUGUAUGGAGUGAGACAGCAAGAUCAAGAAAAAUGGUUGAACAACAAAAGUUAGGACCAGUCAUCACGUUCCGCCUCCCACCUAAGCUGUUUGAGACCUUUGGGGGAGAAGGAAGAUGAGCACACCCACUGUAGACUUUUGGAGGCCCCACAGAACAUCCUACUGAGUAACAGGAGCUUCUGGUCUGCCAGCGUCUACAGUUGUUUCCCAACCACAAUGCAAAUCCCCUGCUUAUUUGUUACUUUCCUUCUGUAUUUAAUGUCAAAGAUUACCAUUUUAUUUAUAAAAGACCAGGUCAGGGAAGGAACAAAUGCUCUCAAGAUUUUAUUUCCCCUGAACCCCUUUUACUGGCAAAAAACAGAAGCCAGUAACUAUGAAUAUCA
This is a messenger RNA of Myotis brandtii (Brandt's bat), 1042 nucleotides long. RefSeq names its product protein CEBPZOS-like. NCBI's taxonomy places the organism in Eukaryota, Metazoa, Chordata, Mammalia, Chiroptera, Vespertilionidae. The record is from RefSeq and is a predicted model, not a curated record. The coding region runs from base 312 to 713 and encodes 133 amino acids. The transcript is spliced from 7 exons.